CUUGAAGUUUCCAACAUGCAGCUAUCAGUUCACUGGGUUGUGUGUGCAGCACUUUUGUGUGUCCUAAUGGGUGGAGAAGUGUGGUGUGAUUGUACCGAGGACAAUAUGCAAAUAGAGGGAGGUCAUUACACACUGACCAAGGGGCUAAAUGCAAGCAGCAUGCUGGUCUACCACUGUCCUGAGGGUUUCUAUCCUUAUCCCUCCAAAAUGCGUGUUUGCCAGCUCAGUGGCAGAUGGAGCAAAGAGCCCAUAAGCUCUCAACUUCAAACAUGCAGGAUGGUUGAGUGCCCGAAUCCCUUUGUGCUGAUGCACGGCAGCGUCACACCUCCUCAGGAGAAAUACUUUGUAGACAACGAGACCGAGUAUGAGUGCUACUCCGGCUACAUGAUGCGAGGCUCAGCCAGGCGGGUCUGCUUACCAAACGGCAAGUGGAGUGGCUCCACUCCCAUCUGCAGCCGUGACUCAGGAGCCGAUUGUGCUGAUCCCGGAAUCCCAGCCGGUGCCAUAAGAAGCGGGAAUUCAUUCGGACUAGACGACAAAGUGAAAUACAGCUGCACUGGCAAUCUGUUUCUGGUUGGCUCCAUUGAGCGAGUGUGCCUGGAGAACGGGCAGUGGACUGGCACGGAACCAGCUUGCUACUACGGAUACACAUAUGAUACCCCACUGGAAGUUUCAGAAGCCUUUGGCAGCGCAAUCAAAGGCAGCCUUACCACUUUGGAACCCACAGACGACACACAGGAGGGCAGAAAAAUCCGGAUUUCGAAAUCGGGAACGCUCAACAUCUACAUUGGUGUGGAUAUUUCUGAGAGUAUUGAAGAAAGAUACUUCAAUGACGCCAGAGAUACUGUAACUAAACUUAUCAGCAAGAUUUCAUCUUUUCCCAUCUCUCCAAACUAUGAGGUUGUAUUUUUCUCCUCGGCUGUAUAUGAAGUUGUCAACAUUCUGGAUUUUGUGGAUGGCAAGGUCCAACUGAACAUUUUGAAAAGGGAAUUAGAAAACUUUAAAAUAGAAAACAGAAACACAGCCGGAACUGAUCUGAACCUGGUCUUCAUGACCUUCUUGGAGCGCAUGGCGCUUAUAAAACAGCGAAAAGGGGAUGAGGCCUUUAAGGAGCACCGUCACGUCAUCAUUCUUUUUACAGACGGUGCUUACAACAUGGGUGGUUCACCUGAGUCUACAGUGGAAAAAAUAAAGAACAUGGUAUACAUGGACCCAAAUUAUAGGCAGAAAGAGCCAGCGAGAGCAGAAUAUUUGGACAUUUACAUUUUCGCCAUCGGGGCGGAGCUCUUCGACGACGACUUGAAGCCUCUCGUCGUGGGGACGGGCGGCAACCAUUACUUCAGGAUGAAGGACAUCAAAAAAUUACAAAAGACAUUUGAUGAAAUCAUUGAUGAGGAUGAAGUCAAAGGCUUAUGUGGGCUUCACAAGGAUUAUGACACCACCGAGAAAAGAGAAAACUAUCCAUGGGCGGCGCUAAUUGUUGUCCAGAACGAGGGUAGAGUCAUGAAGUGUAUGGGCUCUCUGGUGACUCCCAUGUUUGUCUUGACUGCCGCUCACUGCUUCACGUUUGAAGAUCUGCCCAAACACGUCACGAUCGACAUCGACGACGGACAAGGCAGAAUUAAGAAUUUCUUUUUACACUCAAAGUACAACAUUAGCGCUAAAGUGAACGAGGGUGUGAAGGAGUUCUACGACUAUGACGUGGCUCUCAUCCAACUUACCGAAUUUGUGAAAAUCUCCACUCUGGUCAGACCCAUUUGUUUACCCUGCACCCAGGAGACCAGUGAUGCUCUAAAACUGGUUGGUGAAUCCACCUGCGCAGAACAAGAGCAGCUCCUGUUAAAGAAUAUGGAAAAACUUACUUUCCUGACACGCAGCAGAGCAAAAUGGGUGGAUGAAAAACACGUCCAUGCUAAACUUGGCGAUAAGAGGGAUGAAUGUAUCAAACAUGCAUUGGACGCAGCAGGCAUCACAACAACCAAACCAGAGGUUCCUGUGACCGAAAACUUCCUGUGCACUGGUGGUCGGACUCCCUUCAGAGAUCACAUAGCGUGUACAGGUGAUUCUGGAGGAGCUGUGUUCAAAAACUAUGAGCAUCGCACAGUGCAGAUUGGUAUUGUCAGCUGGGGAAGCCAAAAUCUGUGCAAGGGUGGCGGUGUAGUCGACUCACAGGAGAACUCCCGAGAUUUCCACAUCAAUGUCUACAGGGUUGUACCUUUCCUCAAAUCUAUCCUUGGAAACGACGACCAGGAUGAUUAUGCACCAUUGGAGUUCUUGAAGAGCUAAAUGCUUAAUCUAUCGAGAGUCAUAUCAACAAUGCUGUUAUUUGACCAUGUAUGAAGUGAACGAUGUUGUUUAAAUAUGAUAUAAAAAGCAUCAUGAGAUCCUUAAUUAAUCAACCUC
Molecule: messenger RNA, 2403 nt
Organism: Phycodurus eques (leafy seadragon)
Lineage: Eukaryota; Metazoa; Chordata; Actinopteri; Syngnathiformes; Syngnathidae
Product: complement factor B-like
Exons: 18
Coding region: 16-2286 (756 amino acids)
Biological process (GO): complement activation; proteolysis
Cellular component (GO): extracellular region
Molecular function (GO): serine-type endopeptidase activity
Source: RefSeq, a predicted model, not a curated record